UGGCUUUGAAGACCUCCUCCUACCUUUAUCUGAUGUAAUGGAUGUACGUGAUUUGUUUCUCAACCUUCCCGGUUGUAACCUGGAUAUUUCAUCUAGGUGGAUGCUACGCAGGCCGUGGAUGAUGAACUUUCGCCAGAUUUUUUCAACGAUGCCACAGAUGGUGUUAAUGUACAUCAUCAGCGUUUUCAAUCGGUUCCUGUUCUGACCUCUUGAUGAGUCAGUCCUCCGGAAUGUAUGGCAACUAUCACCGUUCCUCUUCCCGCCGUCCUCGCCCUACUACAUCCUCUUUUGGGAGUGUCAACACGCUCUUUGGUCGCCUUUCGUUGUUUGUCCGCCGCUCUCACUCUUACACUGAACCCCAGCAACGCCCAAGGCGAGCCUUAUUGUCUCGUGGGCCUCGUAUCGUCGAAGUUGCUGCAGUGAAAGACAGAGAAGUCAUAUUCACUGUCCCUCCACCGCCAGAAAAAACACAGCAGCAAAUCCAAUCGCACGCCCACGAAUCAUCCACGACACAGCCUGCCUCAGGUGCUAAUUCUACUGCACCACAUUCCAGAUACCUACAUUCACUACCUGUCCGAUUGUUGGGUCAUCUUGUGCUUUUUCUCUGCUGCGCACCACCUCGACACGCCGACGCCAAUGCGCAACAGCAAGGUCAAUCAACAGGUCAAGCCCAGCCGCAGGCGUCUUCAUUGCAAACUCAGUCUACUGCCGCCUCGAUAUCUACAACGCCUGCUCUUGCGGCUAGUCCUACUGCAGCAAGCGCAUAACCGCGGUCCUUUCUAUGGCAGACUCAUUUCGUUCUCUUAUCUACUGUGCAACUUCCCCACACGCCGAUGGACAUUAAUACAGGUACA
Molecule: messenger RNA, 854 nt
Organism: Suillus fuscotomentosus
Lineage: Eukaryota; Fungi; Basidiomycota; Agaricomycetes; Boletales; Suillaceae
Exons: 3
Coding region: 213-767 (184 amino acids)
Source: RefSeq, a predicted model, not a curated record